CAAAAAUGUUUGAUUCACGCAUUCACACCAACAGUGACUGUACAUUAGUGUCGCUGUUGAUUGAAGUAGCUGCGGAGGCUGAAGCUGGGAUGUCCCGGUUUGAAUUUGUGCUGGAGUACAAGCUUUUGGAGAUUUAUCCUCAUGAGGUCAAAGUCAGGUUUGUUGAUGGUGUUGAGACAGGAAAGGAAAUAAAGGAGCAACUUCAAGAAGCGAGCAUAGAUAUGAAGACCAGGCCCUUCCCUGACGUCAUCUGUUCAAUGUUUGUCGUGCAGGAGUCAUCGGACAGCCGAGAAGAGGAGACGGAUGAUGACUCUGGCAGCACAAUCCUCUUUGACUUUAAAUAAGAGACAGGAUUGUUUUGUCUAGACUGCUGUUACUAUUUUAACAUUUGACUUUUAGUGAAUAUUGAUUCAUUAAUGUCUGAAGCAGUUUGGAUUGCUUAGAAAAUGGGAGAUUUUUACACUUCAUUUUUGUCACAAAUAUAUAUUUUUUUUCUUUCAUGUUUUUCUUUCAUGUUUUUUCUUACAUAAAAAUUCAACUGUUUUUGAUACAUUUUUAUAUAAUGAAAUUAGAUAACUCUUAUUAUUGUAUAUAUUGUCAAAAAUAAAUGGAGAAAUCUU
Molecule: messenger RNA, 620 nt
Organism: Penaeus indicus
Lineage: Eukaryota; Metazoa; Arthropoda; Malacostraca; Decapoda; Penaeidae
Exons: 3
Coding region: 6-344 (112 amino acids)
Source: RefSeq, a predicted model, not a curated record